CCGAAUCCCGCUGAUGCGAAGACGUUGGCCACUCAUGGCCACGAUAACCGCUUGUGGUGACCCGCCAACCAGCAGUCACUUAGAGCCUUAGAGAGCCUUAGAGGUACCCAUCAAAUCAAAUCCCGACUGCAUGGCAGCAACUGCAUGUCCUCUGUCCUGCGUAUCUCAACGUCCUUUCCAAGACCGACCGUCUCAAGCAUCUUCUGGGGUGUGAUGGGAACGUGCAGCCACUUUUUCCUUCGGAAUUCGGAAUCAUCAUCUGCUUCGAACAUUUGCCGUUGACGGAUUCUAUCAACGCGCUUCUGUCCCAUCGUGCUUCCGUCUGAGGCCGCUGCUUGUCCAGUGCUCUGGCCGCCAUCGAGCUUUUCCGCAGACUGCACUUGGUGACUGUCUUCAACAACGCCAGUAACCGCCAUGCCCUUUGUUGAACCGCCUCGAAAACGACGUCGAGACGACCAAGGCGAAGAAUUCCUCUACAACUUCUUCAGCCCUAAACGGGCUCAGCAAGACCAGCUCAACAGUCCACGGGAAUGGCCUCUCCGAAAGGUCAUCCCAUUAACGAGCAAACGUGCGAGAUUCGACUAUCGACCCCAAGAACACCUACUGCAUGAGAAGCCGUACGAUAUAUACCCCAAGCAAAAAUCAAAAGGCACCAACCUGCUACUCACGCCGUGCCAUAUUUGCGGUGAUCACCCUUCGAGGGUAUCUCAGCUGGACGCUUUUGCUCAUUGCCAAGACAAGGGUACCGUACGGAGAAGAACCGCAGAAAACAACAGGAGGAGCAUCUUGGAAAGCGAAAGGACACCAGAGUAUAAUAUGCCGAUGUUGUUGCGUGGAGCCAAAGGAGACGGACGGGGAGGUUGCGUGCCUGGGUUGUUACCAUCAAUUUGCGGCCGCGAUAGGCGUGUAAGGGGGGAACGACAACAAUGGCAUAGAGAUGGUGCACUCUUCACCAUAUAACGGCACAGCUUUGCAUUUCGACACGACGGAUACCCAUGAACAACACAGUAGAGUGGAACAUUUUACUUCUCGACCUAGCAUUGCAUCUUCUUUCAUCAGGGCUUACUGGGACUGGGACUGGGCACGGGCGUCCAUGCUUUUGGUUUAUAUCGUCGGAUCAUACAUAAUGAGAAAGUAGUAGA
Messenger RNA from Emericellopsis atlantica, 1142 nucleotides. RefSeq lists its product as uncharacterized. NCBI's taxonomy places the organism in Eukaryota, Fungi, Ascomycota, Sordariomycetes, Hypocreales, Bionectriaceae. The coding region runs from base 415 to 960 and encodes 181 amino acids. The record is from RefSeq and is a predicted model, not a curated record. The transcript is spliced from 2 exons.